CGCUCGCCCCACUCGCGCCCCUUGUCCUCUCGUUUCACAUAGACUAUCUACACGUACCCCUCGCCUCGCCCACGACGAUAAUCACUACCAUGCCUUUCACGCCCGACGCCCAGCUCGACCUCGCCUUCUCCGCCGAACUCAUCCCGUCCGAGGUCUCCAAGCAGCUCCCCGCAGAACUCCACCUGCGCCCGCUCGCGUCCACAGACUACCGCCGCGGGCACCUCGACGUGCUCCGCGUCCUGACCGUCGUCACCGACCCGGGCGAAGAGGCCUGGCGCGCGCAGUUCGAGGCGCUGCGCGCCGCGCCGCGCACAUACUAUCCCAUCGUGAUCAUUGACCGCCCGUCGGACCGCAUCGUGGGCGUCGGCUGCGUGUUCAUCGAGCGCAAGUUCCUGCGUGGGCUCGGCUGCGUCGGCCACAUCGAGGACAUCGCCGUCGACAAGAGCCAGCAGGGCAAGAAGCUCGGCCUGCGCAUCAUCCACGCGCUCACCGCUAUCAGCGAGAACAGCGGCUGCUACAAGACGAUCCUCAACUGCAGCGAUAGCAACAUACCUUUCUACGAGAAGUGCGGGUUCCAGAAGAAGGAGAACGAGAUGGCGAAGUACGCCCCCACCGAGCGCGCGCAAACGCCGCGCCUGUAGACAGACCCGGAUACCUCACGGACUUACGCACACGGAACCUAGACGGGCUUUCCUCCCUGGACGCACGGACUGCAUAUAUGUAUGCUCGUAGUAUAUUGUACCAUUCUCGC
Messenger RNA from Trametes versicolor FP-101664 SS1, 751 nucleotides. RefSeq names its product acyl-CoA N-acyltransferase. Gene Ontology annotation, molecular function: monosaccharide binding; glucosamine 6-phosphate N-acetyltransferase activity. The coding region runs from base 90 to 641 and encodes 183 amino acids. The record is from RefSeq and is a predicted model, not a curated record. Gene Ontology annotation, cellular component: endoplasmic reticulum-Golgi intermediate compartment; endoplasmic reticulum; Golgi apparatus. The transcript is spliced from 4 exons. Gene Ontology annotation, biological process: UDP-N-acetylglucosamine biosynthetic process. Lineage: Eukaryota; Fungi; Basidiomycota; Agaricomycetes; Polyporales; Polyporaceae.